Messenger RNA from Pezoporus occidentalis (night parrot), 1747 nucleotides. RefSeq names its product E3 ubiquitin-protein ligase TRIM7-like. Lineage: Eukaryota; Metazoa; Chordata; Aves; Psittaciformes; Psittacidae. Gene Ontology annotation, biological process: protein ubiquitination. Bases 45 to 1631 code for a protein of 528 amino acids. The transcript has 8 exons. Gene Ontology annotation, molecular function: zinc ion binding; ubiquitin protein ligase activity; protein binding. Gene Ontology annotation, cellular component: cytoplasm. The record is from RefSeq and is a predicted model, not a curated record.
GCCACCGCGGGCUGGGGAGGAGCAGGAGCUGCAGCAGCACCGAGAUGUCGGAAGCAUCCCGGGCUCCGUGGGCUGCAUCCCGCUGGGAGCCCUCAACCUCCCGGCUCGGGCCCCCCACCAGCACCUUCUCCACACAGAAGGUGGGACGGUUUGGGAGGAUGCCCCUGUCCUAUGCCUCUGCUCCCAGGAAGGAGGCCAUGGCCGCGGUGUUCCUGCCCGGCAACCUCCAGGAUGAAGCCACUUGCUCCGUGUGCCUGGAGUUCUUCAAGGACCCCGUGUCCAUCGAGUGCGGGCACAACUUCUGCCGGGCCUGCAUCAUCAAGAGCUGGAGGGAGCUGGAGAUGGACUUCCCCUGCCCGCAGUGCAGGGAGGUUUUCCAGCACAAGAGCUUCCGCCCCAACCGGCAGCUGGCGAACAUGUCCGAGAUCAUCAGCCAGUUCACGCUGCGCGGGGCCAAGGGCGCGGAGGAGGACGGGCUCUGCGGGAAGCACCGGGAAGCGCUGAAGCUCUACUGCAAGGACGACCGGAGAACCAUCUGCGUGGUGUGCGACCGGUCCCGUGAGCAUCGCCCGCACGCCGUCGUGCCCGUCGACGAGGCAUCCGAGGAGUACAAGGAGAAAAUCCAGGGCCGCUUGGAUUUCCUGAAAAAGGAGAGGCAGGAGCUGCUGGAGUUCAAAGUGAACGAUGACAAGAAAACCCAGGAGCUCCUGGAAACCAUCGCGAGCGAGCGGCAGAAGCUGCUCUCGGAGUUCGAGCGCCUGCGGCAGUUCCUGCACGACCAGGAGCAUCUCCUGCUGGGGCAGCUGGAGAAGAUGGAGAAGAACAUCGCCAAGAGGCAGAACGAGAACAUCACCGACCUCUCCAAGGAGAUCACGCUCCUCAACAAGCUCAUCACGGAGCUGGAGGAGAAGAUCCAGCAGCCCACGCUCGAGUUCCUCAAGGAUGUAAUGAGCAUCAUAAGCAGGAGUGACAACGUGAAGUGCCAGAAGCCUGUGCCCGUGUGCACGGACAUGAAGAUGCACAUCUGCAACUUCUCCCUCAAGACCGUCGUCCUUGAGAAGGUCCUGAAGAAGUUCAGAGACAACCUGCGAGAUGAGCUGGGACGAGGUGAAAAAGAGGACCUGACCCUGGAUCCCGACUCCGCAAACCACCUCCUCAUCCUCUCCGCCGACCUCAAGAGCGUGCGGAUGGGCUGCAGGAAGCAGGAGCUGCCCGACAACCCCAAGAGGUUCGACACGAACUCGCGCGUGCUGGCCACCACGGGCUUCCAGUCGGGAAGACACUACUGGGAGGUGGAGGUGGGCGCCUCGGACGGGUGGGCUUUCGGGGUGGCCAAGGAGUCCGUCAGGAGGAAGGGGCUGACGCAGUUCUCCCCCGAAGAAGGGAUCUGGGCAGUGCAGCAGAACGGAGGCCGCUACUGGGCCGUCACCUCGCCCCAGCGCACGCCGCUGUGCCUCAGCCAGAAGCUCACUAAGGUCAGGGUCUACCUGGAUUAUGAAGGGGAAGAGGUUUCCUUCUACAACGCCGAGAACAUGCAGCACAUCUUCACCUUCAACGUGGCCUUCCAGGAGAAGGUGUUCCCGCUCUUCUCCGUCUGCUCCACCAUCACCUACAUCAAACUGUGCCCGUGAGGCUUCCCCGAGGACCCGGCUCCGUGAUCUUCACUGGAUGAGCACAAGGGACUCUGGAAUGAGCCGAGCAGCCCAGUUCAGCUGAGAGAUGGGAAACCAGGCAGGGAGGGGAAACC